UCUCUCAACCUGGGGCAGGAAGCUCUUCACUCAUCCCCUACAACUUAAAUGCUGCGCCAGGUUAAGGUGCUUGUGAUUUGGUGAUGAGUUACCAGAAGGGCAGCAGGGCUCACUUUAGGCCUCAGGCACCAGAUCACAUCACCUUCAAAACUCGCAAGUUUGAUAGUGUUCAGAGCAAGAAAAUUAAUUCACGACUCCAUGAUAGAGAAUGUCAGCACUGCAAAGUUCUUGAAUGGUGUGUGCAAUUCAACAAAUACAAGCCACUGUCAAGCCUGGGAAGUGGGCUAAAUGUUUACAAAAGACAGUGAUGGACUCUUACCACACAAUGUGUGCCUGUGAACCUGAAGUGUUUGUAAAAUGUGAAAAGAAAGAACAUAUUGCUAUCCUGUUGAAUGAUGAAAUGGAAAAUACUGAAAAUUGCCAAGGUUCUAACUAUAGACGAAGCUAGAGAGGGAAGGAAGGUCGGGGAUUAGCUGCUGAGACAUACUGCACAUACUGUCCCAUGUUGGAAAAUCCAUGGAAAUUGUUCAGAGGACCAUAUUACCUAAUGCCAAGCUAAACAAUGGUGAGACUUGGUGAUCUUAUUGGAAUUGUCUCAUGGAAAACCUAAACUCUCUGUGGGUCCAUUUUAGAAGACCAACCUUGGGUACGUGACCCCUUCAUCAAAGGCCCCUGCACACCUUACAAGCAAAACCCAGUUAUACACAUACACACAUAAAAAUCACCUGGAAUGAUUCUCCUUCAACAAUAUUUUUCCAUAUGUCAUCCUAUUGUUUAUGCCCUUUCCAGUUUGAAAAUACACACUCAGAAAAAAAAGUGUGGGCCAUGUAACAAUAUAGAAAGGAAAAUCUGAGCCUCACGCUCGAAUGGAGCUAUUGCCAAUAUCAGAUGCUUCCGAGGUUCUCCGUCAUAAGCUCAUCCUGCCCAGAGUGCCAUCGUCCUGAACUAUCGCUUUACUGCCUGUGUUUCUCCUUCCAGACAGAACAAGUUAGCAUCAUGCGAUUAUUGAAGUCUCCGUCCUCGUGUUUAAAAUUCCAAAGCUCUGGAGAGAUGGCUCAGUGGUUAAGAGCACUGACUGCUCUUCCAGAGGUCCCGAGUUCAAUUCCCAGCAACCACAUGGUGGCUCACAACCAUCUGUAAUGGGAUUGAUGCCCUCUUCUGGUUGUCUGAAGACAGCAACAAUGUAUUCACAUACAUAAAACCCCAAAGCUGCAGAAAAGUGGCCCGGCAGCACAAUGAACUUUUCCACAUGCUUUACCUGCAUUACUAAUGUUAGUGUUUUGCUAUGCUUUCUUUGUGUCUUUAUCUUCAUAUGUGUAUAUAUGACAUCUAUACCUGUACAUAUGUGUACUUACAUAUUGACUGAAUCAUUUAAAAUAAAUUUGAGG
This is a messenger RNA of Rattus norvegicus (Norway rat), 1388 nucleotides long. The record is from RefSeq and is a predicted model, not a curated record. Lineage: Eukaryota; Metazoa; Chordata; Mammalia; Rodentia; Muridae.